AUGCUCACCAAUGACCUCCCCUCCAACUUCCCUGGCAUCGAUCACAACCACCUCCAAGGCCUCGAAGAGCGCUUCCUCUCCCUCGACCGCAAACUCCUCAAACACCAUGACCGCCUCCUCGAAAAGACCGACCGCCUAGUCACAACCACAAACCACAUCUAUGACGAAAUCCAGACUUUGACUCGUACACUCAACAAUCAGACUUCCAUCGUAAAUAACACGCGUCACAUCGUCUUGGCCCAAGCACGCACGAUAAGCGCUCAGGCACGAAAGAUUAGGUCGCAGCAGGAGAUGAUUGAUGUCAUGCAGCGCGACAUCUUUCGACUGGGGAGAUGGUAUACCGAGUCCCUGGGCAGAGUGAAUGUGCAUGAAGAGAUGCUCUCUGAUAGACAAGAUGAGGUGCGGAAGUUGUGGCAAGCGUUGGAACGACACACCGCGGUUUCCGAGCAGAUUGAGAGAGAGACGUAUUGGAUGCAUGUCUAUACAAAGCAGGUGAUGAUGUUGAGGGCAGCAGAGAUGGAUAUUGUUGGUACGAGCGCAGCUGCGGAUGACGAUGAAGUAAAGGGCAAUGAUGAGGAGGGUGAUUCUAAUACUGCUGGCAGUGUCUGUACUGAAUCGACUUUUGUGACUCCGUUUCAACCGCAUAUACUGCUUGAUAAGAUUGUUGUUCAUAUGAUCAGGGACCUGUUGCCGGAUCGAUUGGAGAAGAUCUGCGAUGGGUUUGAGGUUGUUCAUGAGUCUUCGGCUUUCAUACAUGGCAAGGACAAUGCACAAGCUUCGGAAGAUGGAUCUGAUGAAGAAGAAAUGCUUCGGGAGGAUUCAGAUGACGACUCAAUGUAA
Molecule: messenger RNA, 840 nt
Organism: Talaromyces marneffei
Lineage: Eukaryota; Fungi; Ascomycota; Eurotiomycetes; Eurotiales; Trichocomaceae
Exons: 1
Coding region: 1-840 (279 amino acids)
Source: RefSeq, a predicted model, not a curated record